Molecule: messenger RNA, 7444 nt
Organism: Amoebophrya sp. A25
Lineage: Eukaryota; Dinophyceae; Syndiniales; Amoebophryaceae
Source: the annotation of a GenBank genome assembly
UAUCAAUUACAAAAAUGGCCUUUCUCAUUCUACUGAGCAUAUGGCUGAUGUAGAGUGGAUAGAGUUACAACAUUAUAAUGGCCUUUCCCAGUCAUCUCUUGCCUUCGCGAUGGGCGAGCAGCCGGACCUCCUGUCGCUUGCCAAGCAUAUAUGGCACUGGAACUUUGAAGGCGCUUGCUGUUGGAGUGGUCGCGCUACGGGCUCUUGUUCGUCGUCCCGUGUGUGUUUGUUCGUCGUUCUUGUGGCAGUGACUAACUGUUAGUAUAACAAGUACUCAGCUACCACUUCUCUAGCAAUGACUUCCAUGUCAAUUCCAAUACUCAAUCUCGCUCUACCAGGUGACUAUCUUUGGCCCCUGCGGUGCUCUCGAUGGCGGAUUUGGGAUCCUCCGCCUUGGUUUGUGAUGGUUUGAUUCGUGGCCGGCGCGUCGGGGCUGCGGCGAAACUCACUGGGCCGCAUUUCAGUCGGCUCCCGGUGGCAUGCCUUGGAUAUAGCUCCCUUCAAUAACUUCAAAUAGCGGUCGUUUUCGACUGCCCCACUUAAGUGAGCAAAGCACAACCCAGUUAACUACAGGCCUGUGGCGGUCUUGCAGGUGGCGUAUAAGAUUAUACGCAACGCGCACAAGAGGCAGCUUGGGAGCAUCAUAAGAGACACCACGGGAAGGGUGCGGCAAUAUGGCUUCCAGGCCAGGAUGGGGCGCCGGGACUAUCUGCUGGAUGUGAAGGAGAUCAUAGAGGCAGACGAGGCGGCGGAUCUCACGCUGGCACUGUGUGACUUGCGCAAGGCCUUCGAUCGAGCGAGGAGAGACAAGCUGUGGAGGAUCAUGCUAGAACUGGGAGUGCCGGCUGAUUAUGUGGCCAGGCUAAGGAGGCUUCACGCGAGGACCCGCAUGGUCUCACAGUGGGGGAAGCGUAGGGCGGAGGAGGUAGAGAUAGAGCUCGGGGUAUAUCAGGGGUCGCCUAUAUCGCCCUACUUAUUCAUCAUCUACACCCUCGCGAUGAAUGAAGAGACUGAGAGGAGGCUAGAGGAGGAAGGGCUGAGGGGGGUAGAGGUGGAGAAGAAGGCAGCCGCGGAGGAGGAGCCGCGGCGGGGAUGGGAAAACAGCAGAAGAACUUGGGCGUCAAGAAGGCACCAGUGGGGGAAUCCCGCGCCGGAGGAGCGGCAGCCAGGGCGGGGAGUGGUGGUAGAUGUGCCGGGAGUAAUUGGCGCAAACAGAAACACAGACAAGAGCUUCAGUCUGACAAACUAUGCGGACGAUGCGAGCAUCUGGGGACACAGUGUGGAGAAAACGGUCAGAGCUGUGGAGAUCUUCGAGGAGGUGGGAGCAAGGUACAGCAUGGUCGUGAAUAAGAGCAAAACCGAAGUGCUUACGAGGGAAAAGCUGACAACUGAAGAGAGGCGGGCGCUAAAUGAGAGACUUGGCAAUGUGCAGUACGCUUCAGGGGGGGCGGACCUCAUAAAAAGAAAUGGGAAGCUGGUUGGUGAUGUCAUAAAUAUAUAUGGGGCGACCCAACCGGAGGUCUCCGAGCGGCUGAAUAAGGCGAGAAAAAUAGGGCGGGCGAUUGGCCCACUUUUGAGAGAUGAGGACAUAGAUCGGAUAGAUCGCAAGAUGUUAGUAGAGGCACUGGUAGACACGGUGCUGCUCUAUGGUUUGGACACGUCGAAGCUGUCUGACCAUGACAUAGAGCAGAUGCAGCAGCUCCAGGCCAAGCUGUUGCGUAUGGUGGCAGCGCCAGGAGACGAAAGGCGCAUAGGCGAGGCCUGGGCAAAGAGGAAGAAGGAGCUAGGGAAAGACCUAAGCAAAGAGCGAAUGGCCGAGGCCUAUAGGCAGGUGGAGGAGGGCAUACGAAUGAAACAGGAGGAGGUGGACAGACGUGUCCCGACGCCGACGGUGCGAAGCAAGUGGGAGCGCUUGCGGCUUCUCGCGGUGGUCGACCGCUACAGGGAGGAGAAGUGGGGGAGAUGCCUAGGCAGCGGCGUAGAGUUGAAGGCAAACAGGGGGCCAAAUGUCAUGCCCGCGAGGAGGGUAAAACUGAAGGAGAGAGACAACACGGAGGAACAGAUAUGGGAGAAGUUCAGGCAGAGAGUGACGACGAACCUUCGUGGGAGCGACCCGGGGGGUACGAAGGGAAUGGAGGAACUACAGAGGAUUCAGGAAAUCCUCGGGGACGAGGAGAAGCUCGACAAGGAGCCGGGGGUUAAAACCUGGGUGAAGAGGUUGAAGACAAGAAAUGUGGAAGAAAUGUUGUUCAGGUGCCCGCAGUCGAUACAUUGGAAGGAGCUCUGGAAUGCGGCGACGAGGGUGCUGCAUGACACCAGGAGAGGGGAGAAGGAGGCAAGGGACUGGACAAUGUGCGAACACUGUGGCAGAGAAGGCCUCAAGGGGCCGCGGGGACUUGUAGGGCACUGGGUUAAGACAGUGAAAAGCAAGAAAGAAGGAGACCAAGAGGUGCGUGGGGAAAAGGCAGCGCGAAAGAAGCUAGAGGAGUGGAAGGACAUGAAGAGGGGCGAAGGGGGUGAGCCAGGGGAAGGAGAAGAAGGAAGGGUGAGCAACGAGAUGCGCAAGAUGUUUCGGGAGUUGUACCUCGAGGGAACAGGGGCCACGGCUGAGGAGAUCGAGACCGCUGUGGCGGAGGCAAUAGAAGUGGACGCUUGGCCAUGGCAGGGGGCUGGAAUCUAUGCGCAUGACCGAGGGGAGGCGGAGGAGGUGAGGGACCUCGCCAGAGAUUCCAUCUUCUGCAUGGAGGUGCAGGAGGAGGAGGAGGGAGAGCGUUGCGAGGUGCCCUGCCUCUGGCAGGUGAAGAGCUGCAGGGGCAGCGUGUCAGAAAUUAGAAGGUGUGGGAUGUGUCAGAUCAGUUACGGCAUGAGUGAGGCGCAUGCCAAUUGGUUGAAAGGUGCGAAAAGGAUCAGGAAGGACGAGAAGCGGUGGGAGGUUUUCCACGGAGUCAAGCGGCUAAGGUGGGACCCGAUCGCGAAGGUUCACGUGUGUCCCUUUAAGGUGAAGGCAUGCCGCUGGCCGGAGGAGCCAGGGGCCCAAUGGUGUGAAGGGUGCAAAAAAAUAGAGGGUGGGGAACUAUGGGCAGAGCACAAACGUGCCAAAGAGGAAGAAGAGGAGAAAAGAAGAGAAAAAGGGAGAAAACAGGAAGAAGAGAAGAUGGAGCGGAAACGAAAAAGAGACGAAAAAGACGAAGAGGAAGAGGGGCGCAAACUUGAGCAGAAGAGGAGAAAGAGGGGCAAACAGGUGGGGCAGGUGCAGGCGAAAACAAGGAAGCGAGAAAGAGAAGGGAGCGAGGAAAAGAGCCAGGAGGGAGAAAAGAAGAAGAGGAGGCGGGGCGGAUCGGUCAGCGAAGGGGCUGAGAAAAACAAGAAGAGGAAAAGAGGGAAGAGCAUGGAAGAAGAUGCGGAGGGAGUAAAGCGGAGAAGGAGAGGGGCAGCCCCGGGUGAAGAAGGAGACGGGGCCAGAAGGGGGACAAGUGCAGAGCGUAAGGGCCAACCGGGUGAGGACGGGGAAGGAGGUGGAGAAACGCAGGGAGGAGAAAAAGGGAAGAGGUUGCCAACAGCGAAAAGGGGCCGGCAACAGAAGCGCAAAGUGGCCCACAGUGAAAAGGGCACAAGGCGCAAAGUGUUGGGACGACCUGACCCGGAGAGUGGGGGCAGGAUUGAAGGAAAGGGAAAGAAAGGGGCAGGCCAGGAGAAGGCGAAAGAAACCCGCAAGAGAGAGCGGGGGGAAGGUGUGCAGGCUGCAAGUGCAAGAGCAGGCAAGCGCGCAGGCGCGGAGCCGAAAUGCCGCGGAGUGAAAAAGGGGGCCAAAGGGGGUAGACCCAUGGCCAAGGGCAGCCAAGUAGAGGAGGGCAAGCCCAGCCAAAGAAAGCAAAGGGCUGGACGAAAUGAGGCCAGAAGAGCCGAAAUGAAGGGGCCGCUUAAGGGGAGGCCCCCUGAUGGGGAAGGUUGAGAAGGCGGGCGCCAGAGGCAGGCGCCGCACUUUCCUGGGGUCCCCCGGAGGGUUGGCGGAUGGAGUUCCGCGCCCUCUUUGCGGGGUCGAGUUGGGGUCUUUUAACCCUUUGAAGAGGGGCACCCUCUUGAGGAUUAUGGAGACAGGGGAUAGAUGGAAUCCCGCCCCACCCGAUCGCUGGGUGCAUCAAGUCAAGUCAAAGUCAAGCCAAGUGAACUUUUUGGAACAGACAGAUGAAGAAGACUGGCCGAGUGACCACCGGAACAAACGACACUAACAACAAUCCUAUACGACAGGCGUGGACGCGUAAAGUAUUGCAUGGCGAUACUAGAAGGGCCAGGGGUCCAGCAUGAGCGUGGCGCUGUCGAUGUUUGAAAAAGUCACGUGGUGACUGUAAACUGAGACCCACAAUAAAUAUGAAGUGGGUAAUUCUCCAGGGGGGAAACACAUGGAGCCAGAACUUUCGUGGAAAGUCAUCGCGGAGCCAGGGGCUACGCGCGGCGAUAGUGGUUGGUGGUCCACUGUGAAAGACCAUCAGCGUGGUGAAGAUGAUGUAAAGAAGAAGAAGACAUAUAAUUAAUGACGUAGCAAGUAUCUCACUUUUUUUUUCAGUACCCCCCUGGGUGAUAAGAAGUCCUGCGCUUGAUCUUUGAUUUCUACUGAAGAGGAAAAGUGAGAUCCUGAAAUCUACGAGAGUUCCUCUCGGUCACGAGAGUCUUGACAGCAGGAGUUGAGACCUGCUGUCUAACUAAAUGAGUUCAUUGAGGCGAAAGCUCGACGAGGGAAGUAAUUAGUCGAUCGAUCUAGUCUAUUUGUCUACUCGUUGAGAAGGAAAGAGAUCGGCCGCAUUAUCGAUCUCUAACAUGAGUCAAAUCCUAGCCAUUUCAUCAAAUGGAACAGUUUACAGGAAUGGAAAAGUAAAGUUUUAUUUUGAUGUUGAAAAAUCUUCUUCGCUGACGCUCAGAGUAUUAAGGUGCUCAAGAACAACGACACAACGUUUACGAUCGUUUUUCCCCUUGAGAGAUCUCAACGCUUCCACUUUCAACAGAACAGAGAAAUCCCCAAAAUGAAAAUAAUGCCUCCUCUUCCUCAAAUUUCUAUUUCAUGUCCUCCGCUUCCGUGUUGACUCGCCUUCUGUGGUGCUUGGCUCUGGUGCCGACCGUGAGUUUUUUGCCAAGUUACGUGAUUACCCUUGGGACUUCGCAUCAAAUAUGGAGUGGGUUGUGCAAUUGCGCUCACGAAAACCCGAAUUGGGCACUCUGGACGCACAUUUUCAUCAUGUUUGUGUGGAUCAACAUGCUGUUUCCGCAGCUGCUGUCCCAUACUGGUGGAACGAGUCGGGAGCCUGUGUUGAUGGAUCAGGAAAGUCAAAAGCAAGAAGGAGGGGAAACGAGUCGGGAGCCCGAGUCGGAUCAGGAAAGUCAAAAGCAAGAAGGAGGGAAAACGACACUGACGACACCGCUUUUGGCAGGUUUUUCUUAGAUAGUCCUUUUGAUUUCUCUAUGCGUUUGAGUUACUAAGAACUAGUCACUUGUAAGUACACGAAAACUAAAUACUUCUCGUGGUUUUGGUUUUUCGAGAUAUCUUCAAUACUCUUACUCAUCAAGCGUAGUAAGUUUUUAUGAAGCAAGUUGUGAAAAUAAAAGUUUCAACAUCCGUCAACAGUCCACGACAACACCAGGUGGAUCUUCCGCCUCCUCUUCGCGAAACCCUCCUCUCACCGCACCCUCCGCCACCGAGUCAGUCACCCAGCAGCAGAUGUCCUUCCUCCAUCGCUGCAUCGUCGACGAUUCCCUUCCCAGUUUUCUCAAGAACAAUUGCUUUUUCCCUCUACGAACUGUCGGCGACCUGAAGUUUUUGCAUCAGAGCAGUGGCUAUGCCGCUUAUUUCCUAGUCUUUGGAGGCAUGUACACGGCGGUGUACUUGUGGUCUUUUCCGAACGCAACAGCGAACGUCCAUGAAGACGACAGCGGAAAUGGAUAUGUUGUAUGGCAUGGAGCAAUUGGCUUAGAGUUACAGUGUCAGGUGUGGGGUUCAGAACAGGCAGUUCUUCUUGCUGUCGCGUGCGCCUUCGCGUUACUUAACGCUAGUGUUUCUACUGAAGUGAAAUUUCAUUGACCAGAUCGGCCUAAAACUAGAUGUUAUUUUCGUCCCGUCAUGAUCAACUCCUCUUUCCUUCCUUACCUGGAGCGCUGGGUCCACACUCCUGAACGGCCAAGAGGAAGGCAUUUCUGUUGGCGGGAAGCCAGUUGCGAGCACGGAUUUGUACACAGAGUUUCUCCUCUGGAUGUCGCUGAGCCACAUGGCUAUUGGCAUUCUCUACGCGAUUCGCAUGCGUGGUCUUGGCAACGAAGGCAAGGAGGCCAGAGCUGUAGCGCGUGGGGAACGACGACACUCGAGUAUAGUGCGAUUGUCCAAAGGCAUAGAUGAAAUCUCAACAGCAACAGCGACUUCGUGGACGCAGUUCUGUGAAUGGAUCUCAGCGAAGUUUGGGGACACCGAUCCUCAAGAGCAAAUCAUAAGUGAGCCAGAGACAACUACAGUCUCACCCUCUUCAUCUUCCUCAAGAACAACAACGAUCUCCAACCACCAUCUAGAACUGAUCAAGGACGCCAGUUGUACGACGCCGAGAGCAGAAAGGGAUCGGGAUGAGCAGAGGACGUAUUUGUUGGAGAGACACAAAGAAUGGAUCUUUAUGGGCAUCUUGUGGAUCACCGACCCAGCAAUCCAUCGAUUCGUGUGGUGGGGACGGAUUAUUUGGCUGAGAUAUGUGUACUCAUACUCUUAUACUUAUUAUAAAUUUGGCUGCGAUAACGAUAUGUGUACUUUCUACUUACUUAUUCUUUUGCUUGUUUUCAAGUGUCCUCUGUAGAAGCAGAAUCCUUGAAGAAGUAAGCAGCUGCAGAGCAGCCGGAAAUGAAAAAAUAGUGUCGAAAACGAAAUCCACUUCUUGUUCUUCUAAUCUAUAGAGGACCUAUUUCUUUGGUCUUCAUCUCGAAAAAUACCUUCACCGCCCUCAGGUACUUCCCCAUCAUGCAACCUGACGAGUACAACGAGUACGUGAAUGGGCAAUCGGGGAAUUUUGAGCUUUUUAAGCUUUGGACCGACAUGCAAGGACAGUAUUUUGCGCUGUCCGUGGGAAAAAUGUGGGUCAAUUUAUCCCUUUUCUUUGCCUUAGGAUGUCACGCAGUCCGAAGAGCAGACGAGUACAGAAUAGCGCAUAACAGGAGGAGAAAAGCAGAUAUGAAGGCUGGAAGGCUGAGCAGGAGCAGCCUGAAGAUGCAAGAGGAAGAAGCAUCAGCUCUAAGUAUCGGACACUUUUCUUUACUUCAUGUGGUGAACUUGGUGUUCAUUUCACUGUGGUUUUGGUUGAACGGUGUAGACCAUAUGUUUUGGUAUCAAGGAGCAGUCCCACUAUGGAUUUAUGGAGAGAUCCUUGUCCUUUUCACGCUCAUGACCUUCGGAAUCUACGCGAUAUUUGUUGCAAAGUAA